AUGGAUACCCCUCCUAACGAAGGGCAUGCCUCAUCAGGCACAUCGUUGCGCUUCGAAGAAAAGGGCGUAUGCUGGCUUGCAGGAUGCAGCGAGGAGUCCCUUCGAAAGACGCUGGGGAUCCGCAUGAAACGUUCUGCAUGUUUCCUAACCAACACCAAGCAAUUCAAAAGUCCUCCGCCUCUUUCUGCUCCCUCCUCCCCUGAUGUUCCCGCCGGAAAGCCCCUCAUUCUUUAUGAACCCAAGGAACCAGGCGAACAUAAGGUAGAAGUAGACCCCAUGCUUACGAGGUGGCUACGCGAGCAUCAGAGGGAGGGUGUGCGCUUUGUAUUUGAAUGCCUAAUGGGUCUCAAGGAUUUCGACGGCUACGGCUGCAUUCUUGCAGAUGAUAUGGGUUUGGGAAAGACUUUGCAGAGUAUCACAAUCCUCUGGACUCUCCUAGAGCAGGGAAUUGACGUAGUUCCAGGCAAAUGGACGACGAGUGCAUCUGCUGCGUUAUUUGCCACAGCUGCAAGGAGAGCAGUGGUGGUUUGUCCCGCCUCUCUGGUCAACAAUUGGGCCGCGGAACUGCAAAAGUGGCUGCAGGGACGUUGCCCGUGUACUGCUGUAGCGGACAGCUGCAAGGACAAAGUCGUUUCGAAAUUUGAAGGCUUUAAAUAUGAUCGCCAGUCUCGCGUGCUCAUUGCAAGCUACGAAACAUUCAGAGCCCAUGCACAUCGUGUUGCGUCCGUUCCGAUUGAUCUUAUCAUUUGCGACGAAGCUCACCGGCUGAAAAACGACAAAACGAAGACAUCCGUCGCUAUUAGUCAGCUUCCUGCCAAACGCCGGCUCCUCCUUAGUGGCACUCCUAUACAAAAUGACUUAGACGAAUUUUUCUCCCUAGUGUCCCUCUGCAACCCCAAUGUUCUCGAGCCUGGAGCGACGGAUGCCGAACAGGAACUGGCUGCUGAAAGAUUAACGGAACUCUCCUCUAUUACGAACCUUUUCAUUCUUCGACGAACCAAUGCUCUUCUUGCAAAAGUACUGCCCCCCAAGGUUAUCAUCAAUUUGUUUUGCAACCUCACGCCGCUGCAAGUCGCCUUUUAUCAAGAAUUUCUUAGGUCUAAAUGCUGCAGAAAGCUGUUGGACACGGAUGGCAGCGGUGGUUCUUCUGGUGUUACUGGGAAGGUCCUGUCAUCAAUACAGGGGCUCAUGAAGCUUUGUAAUCAUCCAACACUUAUUAAAAACCAGUCGCUCCUUCUUACGGGAUUCGAGAAAUGCGCGAGACUUUUUGAAGAUCUAGACAUAGAAGGCACAAAGGCCCGCGUCCGCUCAAUCCGGCCUGAUAUAUUAUUGCAUGCCAUCCGCGUGAACACAAGUGACAAGGUUGUACUCAUCAGCAACUACACGCAGACCCUUGAUUUGUUUGAGCGGCUUUGCAAGGAUUCUGGUUAUCCUUGCGUUCGCCUGGAUGGCACGACAUCUAUCAAGAAGCGCCACGAUCUUAUUACCAAAUUCAACGAACCCAGUGGCUCGGCCGCAACCAGCUUCGCGUUCCUACUUAGCAGCAAGGCUGGAGGGUGUGGUGUGAAUCUAGUGGGUGCAAAUCGCCUUGUUCUCUUCGACCCAGACUGGAACCCGGCAAAUGACAAACAGAGGCAAAUAUGCAAGGACGGUCUUAGUGCCAUGCUUGUCAGCGAAGGGGAAAACCAAAUAAAGGAUUCGCCUUGUGGAGUGCCAUCUGCAGAAACUGAGGACGGCAAACUUCUGGGAAUGGUCCCACAGCUACCAGAUGGGUUUGAAGAAGACGAUCUUCUCACCUGGGCACAUCACUCGGAUUUGAAAACAGUCCCAGACGCAAUGCUGCUCAAGGCAAUUGAAGCAGACCAGGAGAAUGCUCCAGAACAGACGUUGCUUGGACGGGGGGUUUUAGCGGACGAUAACGGUACCGACGAUCUGAAGGGGGCAGCUGAACAUUUUCAGCCAGUUUCAUUCGCAAUGUCUUGCAGAGUUGAAUUUAACAAAGAGAGAGAAGAACACUUGCGUCUCAGCACGGCAAAUGCUGCUGAAGUGUCCUUGCUGAAGAAGCAAAAGAACGAACCUGGGUCCAGCGCAGUUGGGUCUGAGCAAAUUUCAGCAGUAUCUGCCCACCUAAAGUGUGCCUCAGGCCUACCGACGUCUGAUUGUUCUGCGAAUGAUCUAGUGGCGAAGCCUAUCGACUAUAACGUUCCAGAACUUACGUCGGAUGGGAGGCAGACUGUCACUAGUGAAGCAUUGACAACCGCUGCAGCAAGCCCUGCAGGGCAGCCCUUCCGUCAUGAUGGAGGCGUGUCAGGACUUUCUAGCUCUGGCGAAGGCACUACGACGAGCGAAGAUGACACACAUACUGAGGAUUCAGAUGCAGUUAUGGAAGAGGCAAGCGACAGUGGUUCUGAUUAA
This is a messenger RNA of Eimeria maxima, 2415 nucleotides long. RefSeq names its product DNA repair protein rad54, putative. Lineage: Eukaryota; Apicomplexa; Conoidasida; Eucoccidiorida; Eimeriidae. Gene Ontology annotation, molecular function: DNA translocase activity; ATP binding; ATP-dependent chromatin remodeler activity. Gene Ontology annotation, biological process: reciprocal meiotic recombination; double-strand break repair via synthesis-dependent strand annealing. The record is from RefSeq and is a predicted model, not a curated record. Gene Ontology annotation, cellular component: nucleus. The transcript is spliced from 14 exons. The coding region runs from base 1 to 2415 and encodes 804 amino acids.